AUGAACCAAUACUGGAAUAAGUAUUAACAUAUCUUUUUGCAUCCAUUACAGCAGGUAUUUGAAUCAUCUUCAUUUCUCUUACUGAAUAAAACUGUAGAAUAUUUUCUAAAAUUAUUUUUGCAAGUAUUUGACUCAGGUGUUGCAUAUUUUGAAGCAGGACAGGAAGUAAAAAAAUCAAUUGUUGUUACAUUAUUGUAAAAACCAUCAGGAAAAUAUAAUAAAUCUUAAAUUGAAAACUAGAAAAUGAAGAAUUGGUACCAAAUUGCAAGUAUCAUAAGUAUAUACAGAGGUAUUGGAAGUAUGUGA
This is a messenger RNA of Tetrahymena thermophila SB210, 306 nucleotides long. RefSeq lists its product as hypothetical. The transcript has a single exon. The record is from RefSeq and is a predicted model, not a curated record. Lineage: Eukaryota; Ciliophora; Oligohymenophorea; Hymenostomatida; Tetrahymenidae.